Messenger RNA from Planococcus citri (citrus mealybug), 2049 nucleotides. Its product is annotated as palmitoyltransferase ZDHHC3. NCBI's taxonomy places the organism in Eukaryota, Metazoa, Arthropoda, Insecta, Hemiptera, Pseudococcidae. Bases 584 to 1435 code for a protein of 283 amino acids. The record is from RefSeq and is a predicted model, not a curated record. The transcript is spliced from 7 exons. Gene Ontology annotation, molecular function: palmitoyltransferase activity.
GUUUACAUGGUAUUUUGUUGUAGAAAAUGUAGAAUAGAAGUAGUGAUAGUGUUUAAAAUCAAAAUAAGAUUAGUGUUUCCAGUGAAAUUAUUAAUUUACCUGCUACGCUGCCAAUAAAAUCGUUCCGAACUGCUUUUUCCAGUUUUCCGGUGAUUGCGAACGCAGUUUCCCUUUCACCGUUUUCUUUCCGAAUCAGAAAUCUAAUGAAGUAUCUGAUCAGUGAUCAGUGACCAGAAGAGCAGAUAAGACGUUGUGAAAUCGUGUUUGGUGCUGAUGAUUGGCUGUGUUUGGGCCUUGAUGAUGUUGUAUGGUCGAUUUUAAAACGACUGAAACGUCCGUCAGCUACAGCAAUAAGUGGAUUACUGGCGGCGUAAAGGAGAGCUAAUGCUGGAGCUGUGAAUUUUACAAUAGAGUAUUACGUGUCGAGGAGGACAGCUUUGUCGUUGGAAAUUGGCAUGGCGCAGAUUUCACGAGUUUAGUUGGAAAAUGAGACCGCAAAAUGUACGCUCUUCGUGCUGGUUUCGAUUGUACUCGUGCAUAUAUUAGAUAGUACCUACGCGUAUGUAAAACUAAUGGAUGAAAAAUGGACCACUACGCCUCUUCGAAAAACUGCGCUGCAAAUCGUUCCAAUAAAGCUUCGGUUUGGUUUGUGAAGGAUAUUUGCGGCAUUAUUUGCGCCUGUUUGACGUGGAUGUUGAUGCUGUACGCCGAGUUCGUUGUUUGCUUCGUCAUAUUAUGGCCGACCACGCGAUUGUUUUAUCGUUAUUUCAACGCCGUCAUAUUUCAGACGUUCACGUUAUUCGCAUUUAUAUCGCAUUUGCGCACCAUGUUCACAGAUCCGGGUGCGGUGCCCAAAGGAAAUGCGGCAAAUGACGCUUUCAUUCCAGAUGGCGUACGUAACGGACAGUUGAUAUUCAAGUGCCCCAAGUGCUGCAGUUUUAAACCUGAAAGAGCGCAUCAUUGUUCCGUCUGUCAAAGAUGCAUCAGGAAAAUGGAUCAUCAUUGUCCGUGGGUCAAUAAUUGCGUCGGUGAAAAUAAUCAGAAAUAUUUCAUCCUCUUCACGUUCUACAUUACGGUGAUCUCUUCUCACGCGCUGUUCUUGUCGAUAAAUCAAUUCAUCACUUGCAUACGCAGCGAUUGGAGAGAAUGCUCGGUAUUUAGUCCUCCGGCCACCAUAAUAAUGAUCCUGUUUUUGGUUUUCGAAGCUCUGUUGUUCGCCAUAUUUACGUUGGUCAUGUUUGUUACGCAAUUACAAGCAAUAUGGAUUGACGAAACGGGUAUCGAACAACUGAAAAAAGAGGAAGCCAGAUGGGCUAAAAAAUCAAAAUGGAAAAGCUUGCAAACGGUUUUCGGAAGAUUUUCACUGGCGUGGUUUUCGCCUUUCACGCUACCGCCAUCCAAGAGUAAACUCAAUAGUUACCUUUACUCAGUGUGAGUUUGCAUAUCGAUAUCGAAUCGAAGAGCAUGUUAUUUAACCAAUGUUGGACGAGUACAUACUCGUACCUGGCUAUCUGCGCGAAUACUACUUGCAGACAGCGUGCUGCGUCUCUGCAUACACCUAUUCAAGUGCUGCGAUAUUAUUCGUUUUGGUACUCUUACAGAGGUACCUACGUAUUGGUAAAUUGGUAGUUUCUGAGUACUAUGUACUGAGCAAGUGGUGCAAGUACUACAAGUACGAGGAACGCUGCACCGUGCUGCUCCUUACGUUUCGUGUAUCCUCAGUCGUCAAUCAUCGUAUUUACAAUGUCGCGGUAUUAACCGUACCUACCUAUUUACGUACUCAACUCUUUUUACUGUACCCCUGAUACGUACGUAUUUACCUACAAGUAUUUACCUACAGUAUAUAGCGAUAGCAGGCUAGCGGGCUGGAUAUCAUGUUUGGCGCAACUGGUCGCGCAAGUUUACUGUCGCAUGUUAUGUUUUGUUUCUACUUAUACAUACUUAAUUUACCAAGUAUAGUACCUCUAGUUACAUAUGUUUUUUUUAGCUCGUCUACGCGCAUAAGUUAUUUUUAAUUUUAUAGUCGGUGCAAUAAAUGGUCAAACUUUU